Molecule: messenger RNA, 1242 nt
Organism: Dentiscutata erythropus
Lineage: Eukaryota; Fungi; Glomeromycota; Glomeromycetes; Diversisporales; Gigasporaceae
Source: the annotation of a GenBank genome assembly
AUGGCAAUGGACACUGUUAAAUUUUCUGAUUUCUGUGCCGACAAGCAUGAAGAACACAGCCAGUAUACUCAUAGCCUUGCUAGUAUACUCAGUUAUGAACAACAAUCUCCAAAAAUGAUUAAACUGGCUAGCGAUGCUCUUAAUUUGUUACAAGGUUGCGAUCUGCAUUCAACCACCCAACAUCCUUGGUUGCAAUCGGGGAUGGUUAGUUGCGACUUGGGUGGUUCCGUCCUGCUGAAAUGUGUUCAACCAUCCAAUAUUCUUGGUUGCGAUCAAGAAUGCUUAAGUUGCGAUUCGGGUGAGAGUAUAGAUGAUGAUCGCACAUACAAGCAUCACAGAUCACAGUCUCCAAAUAUUGAGAAUAAUCAAAAAGAAAAUAGCAUGGAAGUGAUUAAUAAUGAACAAAAUUUAGAUGAAAAGCGAGUUGGGAAAGAACUCGUGAAACAGUAUGAUUUGAGAGAACGACAAGAAAUCAACUAUGCUGAAAUUUCAAGCUCAGACAUUGAUCCAUAUUAUCUUCAAGUAUUUGACCCUCUGCUAAACAAUCUGGAUUUUUCUGUUAUUUCGUUAAACAGGCCAAUCAUAACGAAAGUAAUAUAUAAUCUGAUUUCUACACAUAUAAUUUGCGCAUUUAGCUCAACAUUACAUUUAGUUAGAGAAACCAUCAAUAAAAGUUUAUUUGAGAAAAUCGAAAAGCUUCUUAGAAUGAGAAAUAAAUUGAUAUUAGACAAAUCAAUAACCUUGAAAUUGAAGGCAAUUUUUCAAACGGACUAUGUAGAAAUUAGUUUGAAGUACACUCUCCUAGAUUUCAUCGCGAUGUAUAAAUAUAUGUCAUCUAAAGUGAAUGCAUUUUUUGAAAUUAGAUACGAGUGGAUUGAAAAGGAUGUCAAAUCCAUAAGGGAUACUCGCAAUAUGUUUACAAUUAACAUAAAGACUUGGAAAACUAAUUUGUUAGUUCUGAGACUAUCAGACACAACUGAAAUUCUAUAUGUUGAAGUAUCUGGACCACCUUACAAACCGGAAAAGAAACAUAUAGUUGGAGACGCAAAAAAAUUACUCAUGAUGGCUUUCAUAAGAAACGAGUUUAUAGAACAAGAAAAGCUUCUAGAAAAAAUUUGUUCUUUUGUGCCUUUGGUUGAUGAUAAUACCAGUAACCUACAAGAGUGGGUGCAUUUACCAGAUGAUUAUCUAAUGCCUGUAAAUGAAAAAGAAAUAGACAAACUUGUUUUAAAUGAUACUUAA